Diuraphis noxia (Russian wheat aphid) is the source of this 1490-nucleotide messenger RNA. RefSeq lists its product as uncharacterized. The record is from RefSeq and is a predicted model, not a curated record. NCBI's taxonomy places the organism in Eukaryota, Metazoa, Arthropoda, Insecta, Hemiptera, Aphididae.
CCACUCGAGGUGCCGCGUCGACGGCAGCGACUGGACCAAACGGUCGGCCAACAGUAUACCGGAGACGCCAGCGCAAGCAACAGCAACAGAGCAGCACCGUAUACCAGCAGUAGCAAUUUAUUACCUAUAUAUACCAGUGACACUGCUCUCGACUACAUACCAACGUAGAUCGCUCGCCAUAAAUAAUCAACAUUUUUUAUUAUUGUUAUUAUCAAUUUUUACUUUGAUGAACGUAUAUUGUAUGUAGAGGUGGUGCGUUAUUCGUCGACGUUUCAUUUCUCGUAUCGCCACUACAUUUUUCUCUGUAAUCGCGGCGAGACCGGAAGCGUGAAAAAUAAAAACUCGAACCGCCCCAACAGUGCAGUUCCGCGGGCGGCAAUCCACACCCUCGCGCAAUACUCUCAUAGCGUCAUUUGCCAUUUUCCAUUCAUCGUUAUUGUGGUGAUACGCCGACGAUGAGGACCACUGGCAGCAGCAGCACGAGCUGCAGCGUCGUGGCUUUAAUGACCAUUAUGCUGGUCGCAGCGACCGCGGCCUUUGAAGAUUUCAACACACAGACUGACUUCAAGGGUGAACCACAGAAGCUACUACACCGUGAAACUAGAGCUUUAGAAGUUAUCACCCGGCUAUUGGGAAGCAGCAGCGGAACUGUGGCUGGAUCAUCAUCCAGUGGAACGUUGGACGCAGGAGCAGCUCCAGCUUCAGCACCAGCCGAUACAAACAGUGGAAGCGGAUCUGUAUUAAAUCUAGUCGCCCCAUUGGUGGGAAGCAGCAGUGGUAGUGUAAGCGCUGGAUCCUCGGGAGCAGCAUCCGGAACAGGAGACGUCAGCAAAACUGACGGAAGUGGUCCGGACUUGGCUGGACCAAAUGGAGCCACUGGUGGUAGCAGCUUUUCCAGUAUUUUGUCUCUUUUGGGACCCUUGUUGGGUAGCAGCAGUGGCAGUGGUGGUAAUGGCGGAGAUGCCGGAGACAGUUUAAAUGGCAAUGGAGGAGGUGCCGGUGUUCCAGCUGGUUCUAAUGCCUUGAGUUUGUUGUCUGGUCUACUUGGUAGUAGCAGCGGGUCCAGUGGUACGUCAGCUGGUAGCGGUGGUGGAGUUGGAGGCGGAGAUCCAUCAACAGGCGGCACAAGUGACGAUACAGGUGCUGGAGCGGGUGGUUCAGGAUCCAGUAGCAUAYUGGCUCUGUUAGGGCCACUGAUAGGCAGCAGUAGCGGUGGAGCUGGUGGUGAUGGUGGUGAUGAUACCAACGGUGGUACAGGUGGUGGUUCUGACAUUCUGGGUUUCCUAGGAUCGAGCAGUGGUUCCAGCAGCGGUGGACCUGGUGGAAAUGGAGCCUCUCCAGCUUCUGGCACCCCGGUAAGAAGGCGUCAGAUCGGUGGCUUUUUCCGCCGACCAUUCGCUUCAGUGGCAGAAACUAACGAGCAAGAUGUCACUUAUACACAGCUGUUGAAUGACCGACCCCGAGAUCUGCGUCGCCGGUUGUGGUUGUAA